Messenger RNA from Hipposideros armiger (great roundleaf bat), 1583 nucleotides. RefSeq names its product yippee like 4 (gene YPEL4). The record is from RefSeq and is a predicted model, not a curated record. Bases 282 to 665 code for a protein of 127 amino acids. The transcript is spliced from 6 exons. Lineage: Eukaryota; Metazoa; Chordata; Mammalia; Chiroptera; Hipposideridae.
CAUUCACCCACAGACCGAGGAGCGGAAAGAGAAGAGAGAAGAGCAGAGAGAUUGAGAGAAAGAGAGAUAGACGGAGAUCUCUGGAGCAGACCUCAAGGUGACUUCCAUUUCUAUCUGGUUCACAGCUGGGGGGGCCCUGGCCGGGCAGCCCCCCCACAUUCCUCCUGCCCUGAAACACGGCUCUAGCCAACCUGCUCCGCUGUUUUACCUGCGACCGCCUGUGUGGGGGCUGCACAGCGCCAGCCCCUCCAGCCCGCCAGGGCAUCGUCCUCCAGCCCGUGAUGCCCAGCUGUGACCCUGGCCCGGGCCCUGCCUGCCUCCCCACCAAGACAUUCCGUAGCUACCUGCCCCGCUGCCACCGCACUUACAGCUGCGUCCACUGCCGCGCACACCUGGCCAAACAUGAUGAGCUUAUUUCUAAGUCCUUCCAAGGGAGCCAUGGACGAGCCUACCUGUUUAAUUCCGUGGUCAACGUGGGCUGUGGGCCAGCUGAACAGCGCCUCCUGCUCACGGGGCUCCACUCGGUAGCCGAUAUUUUCUGCGAAAGCUGCAAAACCACACUGGGCUGGAAAUAUGAACAGGCCUUUGAGACAAGUCAGAAGUACAAGGAGGGGAAAUACAUCAUUGAAAUGUCACACAUGGUGAAGGACAACGGCUGGGACUGAGGGGCAGGCAGGCUGUGCCCUUCCUCCGCAUGCCCCACCCUCCCACACCUGUCCCCUGGCCCUGCCAAGCAGUCCAUACCAGCAUGAGUACUGGCCCACCCCUGGGGAGGACCCAGCUCCCACCAACCCCUCCCGCCUCCACCUCAUUACUCCCAGGCCUCUUUAGAACAGGGGCCUGGGGUACCCCAGGGGUGCUCAAGGCUCAGGAGUGGGCAGCAGUCAGGGGGAAACAGAACUGGGGGAAAAGGAUGGUUGUGGGCCCUCCUAGCCCCAAGGUCCGGUGAAUUGAGAUGGCAGGGCGCGCGCUCAGGCAGAGGACCGUGGGAGGAAUCAGGUUUGGCUCCACCUUUUUGAGCGAACACAGGACAAACCUGGAGUCAUGGGGCUGGCUGGUAGAUCCUAGGCCGCAGAAUAGCAGAUAAGGCUUGAGUUGGAGUGAAUUUCUGGCCUCAGACACUGGGGGACACCAGUCUCCGAGGGUGAAGUAUCCCACCCCAUUUGCAGGAGAAAGGACUCGGUGGGGGUAGAGGGGGAAAUCCCAGGCCCAGGCCCUGGGAAAUAAGGGAAUUGCAGGGGUUUCCAUUUCACUCCACUUGUUUAUCUUGGCACUAAAGAGGCACUUUCGAGUAUCUAACCUUUGCCGUUGGGUGGGGUGGGGAAAGCUGCCCCUGGAACAGCCUCCGCCCCCAGCUGGCUGUUUCCGGAGCGAGCAGUCUUCAUGGGCAUUCCCAGAGGCCCAGCCACUGCUCCUGGGACCUGGUCCCUUGGAGGGGAGGUAGGAAAUCAGUGCUACGGGGCCAGGCUUCCUCGUGGCUGCCACCAGCGAACGAAACUUUUGUAUGAUACAUAGUGUUUGGGUCUAUUUUUAAUAAAAAGGGGAAAAGCAGCUGUGAGGCACUGUCCCCUGACUUUUCCUUC